Molecule: messenger RNA, 807 nt
Organism: Prunus armeniaca (apricot)
Lineage: Eukaryota; Viridiplantae; Streptophyta; Magnoliopsida; Rosales; Rosaceae
Source: the annotation of a GenBank genome assembly
AUGUCGAACAAACACCUACUUACUUCUCUCUCCUCCGUUCUCCGACGAACCCUAACUCCGACGUCUCAUUUCUCAUUCAAUUCCACCAGGUGGUUUCAAUCUGGCACUUUCUUCUCACCCUAUGUAAAAACACACCACCGCCUUUUCCCGUGUAGCGGAUUGGAUUUUCUCGAGAUUCACAACAUUCCCGGAAAAUGUUUUACCUCCUCCCAAUCAGCGGAGAAAGCCAGCGCCAAGUGCUGGAACUGUAGUGCCGCGGCUGAAGCGGUGCCGUUUCUGUUGUGUUCAUCUUGUCGGUGCAUUCAACCUGUGGAUCAGUCGGUGGAUUACUUUCAGAUAUUUGGACUGGAGAGAAAGUAUGACAGUGUGGUGGACAAUCUGGAGGGACAGUAUAAGGAAUGGCAGAAAAAAUUGCACCCUGAUCUUGUUCAUACAAAAUCAAAGGAGGAAAGAGAGUAUGCUGCUGAACAGUCUGCUCGUGUGAUUGAUGCAUACCUCACACUUAGCAAGCCCUUGGCGAGGGCAAUCUACAUUUUGAAGCUUGAAGGUGUGGAUGUUGAUGAAGAAGAGACACUUUCAGAAUCAGAGUUGUUAACUGAGAUUCUGGAAAUCAGGGAAGCUGUUGAAGAAGCUGCUGACGCUCAGGCUUUAGUUCAGAUUCAGUCUCAGAUGCAAGAGAAAAUGAAGCACUGGUCUAACUCUUUUGCAAAUGCAUUUCGAAGCCGGAACUUUGAUGAAGCUCUAAAAGCUAUCCGGAGAAUGACUUACUAUCAGCGUGUGAAAGAGACUAUUAUAAAGAAGCUGUAG